This is a messenger RNA of Malassezia vespertilionis, 342 nucleotides long. RefSeq lists its product as uncharacterized. Gene Ontology annotation, biological process: mRNA splicing, via spliceosome. The record is from RefSeq and is a predicted model, not a curated record. The coding region runs from base 1 to 342 and encodes 113 amino acids. Gene Ontology annotation, molecular function: RNA binding. Gene Ontology annotation, cellular component: catalytic step 2 spliceosome; precatalytic spliceosome; U2 snRNP. NCBI's taxonomy places the organism in Eukaryota, Fungi, Basidiomycota, Malasseziomycetes, Malasseziales, Malasseziaceae. The transcript is spliced from 2 exons.
AUGGCACUCGCGUCAGGGCAGCAGAGCCGCAUCUUGUAUGUGAAGAAUAUGAACUACAAUACGCAAGGGGCGGAUUUGUACGAACUGUUUGGCAGGUACGGCGCCAUCCGUCAGAUACGAAUAGGCACGACACAGGCCACGCGCGGCUCGGCGUACAUUGUGUACGAGGAGAUGGGCGACGCGAAAAACGCGCUCUCCAACUUAAACGGGUUUCAUUUGCAGGAGCGCUACAUUGUUGUUUUGUACCAUGUUCCUUCGCGGUUGUCCGGAAAAGGCACCAUCUCCCAAAGGGAGGAGGAGCUUAUGCGCGUCAAGUCGCAGUACGGGAUCCACGAUGAGUAG